AUGGCCCCCUCCUCCACCCCAGUUUCCCUCUUCGGACCACCGGAUAUCUACACACUACCGGCCGCCGCCUCCCCCUCCACAUCGAAGAAAAAUCCAUUCAUGGACCACAUCCAGAUGGUGGCUAAUUUCAACAAUUUCGGGCCAAUAGGCCUGACGGAGAAUCACUCGCUGACGUUUCUCUCCUCCGGCGAAACCUGUCUCGAUUUCUUCUUCAACGUUGUCCCGAAAACGCCUUCAGAAUCCCUCGUCCAUCGCCUGGGAGCACGACCCGUUAACGGCGUUGAAGCUAAUCUGCAAUCUCCGAGGGGCAGGACGAGGUCGUCUUCUCCGACGGGACAGCUCGUCUUCUCCGGCGAUAUGAGCUCGUCUUUUCUGGCUGGACAACUCGUCUUCUCCGGCGAUAAGAGGUCGUCUUCUCCAGCAGGACAGCUCGGACGUAACAUGUGCACUGACGCGGUCGCCGGAGAAGCCGGAAUCUGGUCAGGAAGAAUUGCAGCUGGCGGUGAUGUGUGGCAGAGUCGGGGUGGAUGUGGGGCGGCGAUGUGA
Molecule: messenger RNA, 546 nt
Organism: Striga asiatica
Lineage: Eukaryota; Viridiplantae; Streptophyta; Magnoliopsida; Lamiales; Orobanchaceae
Source: the annotation of a GenBank genome assembly